GGCGGAGGCGGCGGCGGCGGCGGGGACUUCCCGGCCGGUGUAAAAAGUGGAUAGUGGCUCACGUGUCAAAGGAUGGCACGGUCACGAUCUAGAUCCCCCAGGUGGAAACACAGGUCUUUAUCACCAGUACCUAGAAAUGCUGAACACUACAAGCAAAGACAUUCACACGGGCAUUAUGGCUGUGAAUAUAGGAAGGAUCCAAAAAGACCCGUCGCUUGGAGAAUGGACAGUGAGAAACAUGGACAGAGUAAACCAAGGAUUCCCUCUCGUGGAAAUAUAUAUUACCAGUCUUAUGAACAUAGAUCACCUUCCCCUAACAUAAGAAACUCUUUAGAAAAUGUUUAUAUGUAUAAGCCUCACCGAGGAUAUUCGCCUGGAAGAGGGGACAGUAACAGGAGAGCUCAGUAUAUGCCCAAAUACUCAGAGGGUAUACCCUACAAAGAGCAUGAGAGGAAUUCUUAUCCCCAGAAAGUGCAAGGAGGGUAUAGUCCUGAUGACCACAGAGUUAGAGGAAGUGGAAAAGGAGGGAAACCACCUCAGAGGUCAAUAGCAGAUUCUUUUAGAUUUGAAGGAAAGUGGCAUGAAGAUGAGUUGAGGCACCAGAGGAUACAAGAAGAAAAAUACUCCCAGUCAACUAGAAGAGGCUCUGAAGACUUUGAGACAAGGAGCUCAUUUCAGAAGAGGUAUCCUGAGGAUCGUGAUUUCAGAAAAUAUGGACACACAUCAAAAAGACCUAAAGACGUGGAGAGGUAUGAAAGCAGAGAGCCUGCCAGGAACCCAAAGUGGAAGCCCGAGCAUUCCCUCCCACCUUACCAAGAGGACACAGACCAGUGGAACCUUGGGCCCCAAACUUAUCGACAUGCUGAGAGGGAACACCCAGAGACCAGUUCAGCAACCAAAGUAUCCUAUGACUAUCGUCACAAACGUCCUAAGCUCUUGGAUGGGGACCAGGACUUUACUGAUGGGAGAACUCAGAAGUACUGUAAGGAAGAAGAUAGAAAAUACAGUUUUCAAAAAGGCCCUCUAAAUAGAGAGUUAGAUUGUUUUAAUACUGGAAGAGGGAGAGAGACUCAAGAUGGACAAAUCAAAGAACCUUUUAAACCGUCUAAGAAAGACAGCAUUGCCUGUACUUAUUCAAAUAAAAAUGAUGUUGAUUUGAGGUCUAGUAAUGACAAACGGAAGGAAAAAAUAAGGAAAGAAGGGGAUUGUAGAAAAGAGAGCAAUUCUUCCAGUAACCAACUUGAUAAAAGUCAAAAACUUUCUGAUGUGAAACCCUCGCCUAUCAAUCUUAGGAAGAAAUCACUUACAGUUAAAGUAGAUGUGAAGAAAACAGUAGAUACAUUCAGGGUUGCUUCUAGCUAUUCCACAGAGAGACAGAUGUCACAUGAUUUGGUUGCUGUUGGCAGGAAAAGUGAGAACUUUCAUCCAGUGUUUGAACAUCUUGACUCAACUCAGAAUACUGAAAACAAACCUACAGGAGAAUUUGCUCAGGAAAUCAUAACAAUAAUCCAUCAAGUUAAAGCAAAUUAUUUUCCAUCACCUGGCAUUACUUUACAUGAGCGUUUCUCAGCAAUGCAAGAUAUACACAAGGCAGAUGUAAAUGAAAUUACAUUGAAUUCAGAUCCAGAAAUACACAGGAGAAUAGAUAUGUCUUUGGCCGAGCUUCAGAGUAAACAAGCUGUGAUCUAUGAAUCGGAACAGACUCUGAUCAAAAUAAUAGAUCCAAAUGACCUACGACAUGACAUUGAAAGAAGGCGAAAAGAACGGUUACAGAAUGAAGAUGAGCACAUUUUUCACAUAGCUAGUGCUGCAGAGAGGGAUGAUCAGAAUUCCAGUUUUUCAAAGGUAAAGAAUAUUCAUACUGAUGGAUUCCAAAAACCUACACAUUUUAUAAAAUCAAAUUUUAGAAAAUGUAUUGAAAAACCUUACAUGAAUUAUACUACGCAGAGAAAAGACAUAAUUACUCACAAACCAUUUGAGGUUGAGGGAAACCACCGAAACACAAGAGUAAGACCUUUUAAGAGCAACUUUAGAGGUGGCAGAUGCCAGCCCAAUUAUAAAUCAGGCCUGGUACAGAAGAGCUUGUACAUUCAGGCUAAGUAUCAGCGUUUACGGUUCACUGGCCCAAGGGGAUUUAUCACUCAUAAAUUCAGAGAAAGAUUAAUGAGAAAAAAGAAGGAAUAUACAGAUGUUGCCACAGGAAUCUAAUCUGAAAUCGUACAAAUGGAAAUGGCGCUACAGGAGGCUGUUUGGGAGCAUCUCUCUCUCUUUGUCAGGAGUUAGAAGUGACACUAAGGCACUAAUACUGUAACUUCUUGAUAAAAUAACUUUAUUUUUUAGUAGUAGAAUGCUGCAACUUUUUUACACCUAACAAUUGCUUUUAAAUUACAGUAUUCAAUUUAAAAGUUGUAUUAACUACAGUUUCCUUGCAAAAAGUCUCAAAAGAAUCACUUGAAGGGCAUUAUUUGUUGAUGCAUUUUUCUCUGAGCAUGGUUUCAUAGAGAGAACUUCACCAAGUAAUAUUCAGAUGUUUAUAUGUUGAAAGUUUUGCUUACGUAAUAAAAACAAAAACAAGUAUCUGAAUUGUAUAGUGUCUGUACAUGAAAGAACUUUAAACAGUGGCCUUAUGGUAGAAAAUUUUAUACCGGAUUUUUCUUUUUCUGAUGACAUUUUGGCUUAUAACUCGAAGUUUUCUUAAGUUUCUGAAGAUCAAGGCCUAUAUAAUUCAUACAUUUCAUAUUAUAAGAAGGCAAGAGACAAGGUGCUUCAAAUAUUCCAUCAGGUAGUUGUGAGUGCACUGAAUUUUUAGUAAUAUGUUCAUUCAGUUUUUUUCCACAACUAUUUGCUCUUUUCCAAUUUCAAAAUGCUAUUGUGGAAAAUAUGUAAAGAUUUUGUAAUCUAUAGUCCAUCUUAUUUUUCCCUCAGGGCAAGCUUGUGCAUAUCAUAUUUUUAAAGGCUUUUUAAAAAUCUGACAGACAAAAUCUCAUAUUUGAAAAUUGUACUUUACUACUACAGCAUUACACAUUUUGCAAGCACAUCUUAUAGAGUGUUUACUUUUAGUUCAGUUGAUACGUAUUGCAUACCUACUAUGUGUAAGAGCAAAUGGAUGGGAUUUUAAAUGACAUUUUUAGGCCCCAAUACCUUAUUUCUUUAUGUUUUCUGUGUUCUGCUUAACAGUACAUAUACGUUCCCAAUUACAUUUUUGUGAAAUGUUUAUUUGUAAUAAAAUAAAAUAUUGUUGCUCUUUCUGCUUAAAGAAGUUACUUGCCAGUUUGUGAGAGCAUUAUUUUAAUUUUGCAUGAGACUUAUAGUCUUGGAUAGCACCUCUGUUUAAACAGUGUUUAAAGCACUGUUCUGUGCUUACAAAGACAGAGCUUUCAAAAUUAAAAUGUGAAGGUUGAUAAGAACUUGGCUUUUCAUGACUGGAUGUGAAAAAUCUUAGUACAUUCAGUUUUGUUUUCCAUAUCUUUAAAAGAUAGGGCAGCCUUUUCCUUAAGUGAGUUCAUGAUAAGGGCGGCAAGUGCACUUGAUUCAUUGCUAAGCAGGUAAUAAAUUUAGGUAGAUGGCCUGUCUUGAACUGUGUACAAUCUCUAUAGAUCAGGUUUUCCAAACAUAUUUAGCAUUCCACUUAUGGUAAGAAAGAAAUGCAUGCACACGGGUAGUAUGGCAACUUUAUAUUGUGUUAGGUACUUAUAAAAUCUGUCUUAAAUUUUAAAAUAAUUGAUUUCAUUUACUCCCAUAUUCUAGGGGACAGUAAUGAGCUUUGAAUAUUUAAUCAUUUGAUUGACAACUAUGUAUUGCACAGAUACUGUACUAAAAUUACAGCAAUGAACAAGAAGACAAGACACAUGGACCCUGCCUUUAUGGUACGAAGAGUCUAAUAGGAAAAACGGACCUUAAACAGAAAUGUAACUUGGUAAAUGGCCUUCAUAGCUCGAUUUUUAUUUAUUGUAACACAUAAAGGUAAGAUGGCUGAUUUACUAUUAUUCAUUCCACAACUGAUUCCCUAUUUGGAUAUUCUUUUGGCACUGUCUCAAAAUGCAAAGCGUGUUAUCUGCAAAAUACCUAUGCAGAAAACAUUGUGUGUAUAAGAUCGAAAGCCUAAAAGGAAAAACCAACUUGAUAAUUUAGAGUACAAAAUAAGGACAGGGACCAUGUCUGUCUUGUCCACCAUAGUAUCCCCAGCACCCAGCUCCCUAUUUGACAUGUGGUAAGAGUUCAUUAAAUAUUAGUUGAAUAAUGAAUGAAUAAAUAGGGAAUAAUGGAAUAUGUUUAUUAGGAACUAUGUGUGUAAUUUUUAUAUGGAGGUUGAACAAAAGGUUAUCCAUAGCAUUUUUUAUUGACUGGAAAGAAUUUGAAUUAUUGAAUGCUUAAGACUUGAGAAGCGAAGUUUUUUUUUCUGUUUUUUUUGAUAAGUCCCCUACCAUUGCCUCCUCACCUUCCUCCCCUACGUGCUAGGCCCUUCGCUGGUACUGGGAAGACAAAGAUACUAAGACACAGUCCCUGCUGUGAGGAAGCUCAUGCACUACUGAAGAAGAGAUUCACAAAAACAAAGAAUCACAAUGUAGAGUAAGUACUUUAGUGGACAUAUAUACAAAAGGUUGAGAGGAAAGUUGUUGACAUUUCUGAUUCAGCAUCCCCUCGUCAUGUUUCUUUCCUAUUGGUUUCACCAACCUCAGAAGGCACUAUUCUGUUGGUGGUUUUACUGGUUUUAAAAAUUGAUGCAUUGGGGGAAACUGGGUAAAUUGUACGCGGAAUCUCUCUGUAUUAUUUCUUUUAUAGCUGCAUGUGAAUCUAGAGUUACUUCAACAUAAAUUUCAAUUUGAAGAAUUGCCCAUAGUCUUAUCACAGAGAACACUAUUAUAAAUAUUUUGGAUGAUACAUUUUCAUUUUUUUCUAUUGGAAAAAAACUCGCUACAUUUGUGUGUAACAAUUUAUGUAGAUGUAUACCAUGUACCACAUUUUACCUAAUAAAUCCUACAUUUUUGAA
Molecule: messenger RNA, 4990 nt
Organism: Nomascus leucogenys (northern white-cheeked gibbon)
Lineage: Eukaryota; Metazoa; Chordata; Mammalia; Primates; Hylobatidae
Gene: BCLAF3
Product: BCLAF1 and THRAP3 family member 3
Exons: 12
Coding region: 73-2208 (711 amino acids)
Biological process (GO): positive regulation of transcription by RNA polymerase II
Cellular component (GO): mediator complex
Molecular function (GO): DNA binding; transcription coregulator activity
Source: RefSeq, a predicted model, not a curated record